UUCAGUAUACACCUGCAUAAUUGCAUUUAAGACACUAAAUGCUGUCGUUAAUAUCAUGUGAAUGAUCAAGGAGAGUUUAAGCAGUGUGCACAAGCACUUGUUCACUCUGAAUCGUGACGGAGCUUCGAGAAAGAGACUUUAUAAAGCAGCCUCACCGGAGAGGAACGGGGCGGGGUGUGUGUGCGCGCGCGCGUGUGGGGAGGGAUGGCUGUGGCAGGUCUGCGGUGCGGGGCUGAAUCUCAAUGAGAAAGCGACCAAUGUAAAUCACAGCAAGACACGGAGGAAAGAGAGAAAGAGAGAGAGAGAGAGAGAGAGAGAGAGAGAGAGAGAGAGAGAGAGAGAGAGAGAGAGAAGAGCAGCAGCUGCCGACCGACCAGCCAGCCUCCUCUGCGGGACAACAAAGGAGGUGCCGGGCUCACAUCACGACUCCUGUCAGCACAACUCAGCAUCUGAAUCGUGACCAUUGAGAAGAAAUCUUGAAUAUUACCUACGUAUUCACCUUUAGCCCAAUAAUUUGACUGGACGACAUGGAGGAACAUUUUGACGAGAGGGACAAAGUGCAACGCCAUAGCCGAAGCGCAGGACGGGCGAACGGGCUGCUCAGCCCCACUCACAGCGCCCACUGCAGCCUGUACCGGACGCGCACCCUCAAAACUCUGAGCUCGGAGAAGAAGGCGAAGAAAGUGCGCUUUUACCGCAAUGGUGACAGGUACUUCAACGGCAUAGUGUAUGCCAUCUCGUCGGACCGGAUUAGAACCUUUGACGCUUUGCUGGCCGACCUGACCCGAACCCUCUCUGACAACGUCAACCUGCCCCAAGGGGUCCGAAUCAUCUACGCAAUCGAUGGUUCCAAAAAAAUCACCAGUAUAGAUCAGCUGGUGGAAGGUGAGAGUUAUGUGUGUGGCUCCACCGAAGCCUUUAAAAAACUUGACUACUCCAACAACGUCAACCCUAACUGGUCUGUGAAUGUCAGGGCCUUGGGUUCCAGCAAGUGCCCAACAUCUCUAGCAAGCUCGAAAUCAGGACCGCAGUCUAAAGAGGGCAAAGACUUCAUCAGACCCAAACUGGUCACUGUCAUCCGCAGUGGGGUGAAGCCUCGGAAGGCAGUUCGCAUCCUGCUCAACAAGAAGACGGCCCACUCCUUUGAGCAAGUUCUCACUGACAUUACAGAUGCUAUAAAGCUCGAUUCUGGUGUUGUCAAGAGGAUCUACACCCUUGAGGGAAAACAGGUCAUGUGCCUUCAAGAUUUUUUCGGGGAGGAGGACAUCUUCAUUGCAUGCGGCCCGGAGAAGUUCCGUUACCAGGAUGACUUCCUGUUGGAUGAGAGUGAGUGCCGAGUGGUUAAAUCAUCGUCCUAUGGGAAGAUGGGGUCUUUAAACAGAAGCUCUCCCAGAAGUGUUGCCCUCUCCAGACGCAGCAAGUCUCCCUCUGGAUCAGUGAAUGGGACCCCAGCUAGUCAGCUGUCCACACCCCAUUCUGCAAAGUCGCCCAGUCCGUCCCCCACCAGCCCGGGGAGCUUGAAGAAACGCAGGGAAAUGGACAAGGCCAUCAUUGACAGCACAGCUUAACUUCCCCACUUCUUCAAAGUGGCGCUAUGAUCCACAGUCAAUCCUUAGUCUGGGCCAACACUUUUGGAGAUUUGAUGUGCUCUUUCUGUCUCUAGUGGACUUUGAGCUUGACUUCUGCUUGUAGUAGAGCAGCAAUCAUCAAGUAACAUUGAGACCAGGAUCCAAAAUUAACUUUUGCCAUUAUCUGCCAAUGGCGAGUAUUUGAGAAAAUUGACAAUAAGUACCAUAAAUAUUUCUUAGUCCGUGAGGCUGUAUUUUUCAUGAUUUGUAUUUAAAAAAAAAUAUUUUAUUUUAUUUUGGUUUUUAGCAUUUUAGCAAUUUCUUUUCUUUUUUUUACCUAAUGUGAGAAAUAUCCUGAUAAGUGUCACCACAUGGAGUUCUGAAGAAAAAAGACUCUGCAUUAGAUUUUUCCUACAUUUUUUCACUGUACAAGUACAAGUCAGUUAAAGACAUGCACGUUUUUAAUUGAUCGAAUCGCUCACAUCAUUGAAAAUAUGACUUAAUUCUUAGGAUUUGUUUCAAAUCAUGUAAUAUACUGCGGUUUCUAAUAUUAUUACCUACCCACUGGCGAAUAAUGUUUUAUUUAGUCACCAAAACUACUUUUUACUCACAUUUGGUGCUUGGCGAGUGCUAAUUUUGGAUCCUGAUUGAGACUGUUUAGCGGAGAAAGAGAAAUUGCAUGCAUACAUGCUGUUGAAGGAACAUGCAACUCACCAGAAAGUGUUUAUUUAUUAAUUUUUUCCCAAGAAACGCAUUACCAUUUGGUUUCAGAGGCCAGUUUGUGUGCGAGUGGGAGGAGUUUGUGCACGUGACCAGAUCAAAGUGUCUCUAAUCCUGCAAUUGAUAGACUAAUGUAAAGAGGUUUAAUGCAGUAGCAACUUCUCCUUCCCAGUCCAGAGUUUCUCUCUUAGAUUAUAAUAUGAGCCUUAAAUCCUAGUGAUUACUUUGACGGUCUUGCUGUCUCUCUCUUAAGAGUCUUCCAUUCUCUUCUUAGCUCUCCAUGACUAAAAUGUACUACUACAGCAUCCAAAUGUUCAAAAUGUUGAGCUUUUGGGACUCUUCAGAUCCAGCUGCAGGCAGUUAAAGUUCUGUUUUACAGCCAGUGAAAUCACGUGCUGAUAUUGACCCAGUAUGGAUUAAUCAAAAACUCUUAGCCACUAUCAAACUGGUGCUUUCCUCUGACCUUAAAUAGGUUCUGAUGGUGAAGGCUCAUUGGUUUACUUUAAAUGUGCAACAUGUUCUCAUUUCAUUCCUUUAGAAAGUGCUUUCUCUUAAAAGUGGACCGCUGGGAUAGUUCACCCCAAAAUGAAACUUUUGCCAUCAUUUACUCCCCCUCAAGUUGUUUCAAACACUGUCAGAAAAAAAGGUACGGUGCUUGUCACUGGGGCAGUACCUUAAGGUACAAAGGUACUAAUAUGUACUUUUAAAGUAUUAAUAUGUACCUUUAAGGUACUAAUGUGCACCAUUUAGGGGUAAGAAGGUACAAAGAUUUACCUUUUCACUUUUGUACCUUACGGUACUGCCCCAGUGACAAGAACUGUACCUUUUUUCUGACAGUGAACCUGUACACAUUUCUUUGUUCUGCUGAACACAAAGGAAGACAUUUGGAAUAAUGUUUGUAACCAAGCAAAUCUCGCCCCCCAUUGACUACCAUAGUAGGAAAAACAAUACUAUGGUAGUCAAUCCGGGGUGAGAUCUGCUUGGUUACAAACUAUCCUUUAAAGUUAACCCAUAAAAAAACUACAUUAUUAUAUUUUUAUUUUAAUCAUGUACACUCAUAUAGGAAGAUACCAGUCAUAUUCAGAACCAUAAUAAAAGCAAGUAGUAUAAUAAACUUUAUUUUACAUGGUUUGCCAUAUUGGUUCCACCAUGUUGAGAUCACGUGAUUUUUUCUUUGUGACCCUACUAUUAUUGAAUGAUUUCGCUCAGAGAAUAAAUUAAUUGUUUACUGCAAAUAUGGUAUUUCUACAGUAGCACUGUGGCUGAAAACUGAAAAUGACAUUGAAUCCUCACUAAUAUAAUCAAAAAAUUUUUGACUGCACCUUUAAGAGAAAGUACAGAUAUGUUCAACUUUUUAUAUUCGAAUUCGUUCCAGAUUUGAAUAGAAUUGGCUAAACUUCCUCUUGUGGAAGAGUCUUGACUUUUAAUGAUUCUAAAAGCGAUUGAGUCGACGUGCCGGCAGAGAGACAGAGACGUGCUCGGCACUUUGUGUUCGCCCUCCACCCACUGGGAAAGACUCUCAGAUUCUCCUCAUACUUUUCACUUAUCUCGCACCGCAGUCUGAGCUCUUGAAGUUGGAUGAUCUCUCUGCGGUUUGAUUCUGUCAGAUGGCUUUGCUCUCAGCUCAUUGCUGUUGCAGAAUGAGAAUUUGGGACAGUCAGAUCUGCCCAAAGCAGAGACGCAUCUCAGCGUCUUUACAACCAUCUCCUGCAUAAGUGGGUCAGGCUUUGAACCCCACCCCUCCUCCCUCCAGUGGAGUUCUGUGAAUGAAGGAGGGAGAAAAAACAUUUACAUAAAUAUGAUACAAAUGCAAAAGAACUGAAUGUUCUCUCCAAAUGGCUCGGAAGAAGCAGGCACUUCUUUAUCUGGCUUAUGAAUUUAUAUGAGUCUCCGAAUGUUGUUAUUGCUGCUUUGUGGUUUGGUUAGUGAAUUAGCUUGCAGUGUACGCAAAUACACUGCUAAUGUGUGUGAUUACAGCAGUUCUCCGCUAGCAAUACAUUCUCCUGAAAAUCCAAAAUUACCCAUUAUAAUCCAUCUCUGAUUGCUUAUGCUACAGUUUUAAAUGACCUUACUGCUUCCACUUGAAUGAUUUAAACACUGAUCAUUACUACUGAUUUAUUAUUAAUUAGCUUUACCGCUCAAGCCUGGGCUGUGAAUUGGAUUCUAUGCAUGACCCACUUUCAGAAAUGAGGCACACAAGAGUGGAGGCUCUAUACUGGGAAUAUAUACGUGUGUGUGUGUGUGGCCUCUGUAUCCUUAGGCAUAUCCCCUUCUUCGUCUCUCUUUUUUUCCAUGAACCCUCCAUUUCUCUAGGGAAGAAUAUGGAACAAUUGAUGCAAUGGCGACAAAUACAUUUUUAAUCCAUGUCAAAACACAUCUAAAACAGGAAUGAAACUUGAUUCGUAGCGUGCUAAUCCAUCUCAGUCAGGGUAAACAAGGUGGGAUCGAGAUAAAUGAGGUUACAAUUUCAUUUGUAUCAAAGCUGAGAUUAAAUGGAGAUUUUGUUUGUCAGUUUUGUAUGGUUGGUUAACUAGGGAGGCUGUGUUUUGUGUGUUGCGUAACAUGAAAAGUGAGGCCAUUAAGCUCAGCAUCAUUCUCAAAAUCACACCUGUCUCUCUCUCUAUCGAAGCUGAGUGCUGUUCAGGAUUGAAUUGAGAAUGCACCUGUUUUCAGAUUUGAGGUAGCAAACGGGAAGCAGGAUUCCUUCUUUUUCUUAUUUCGUUGUUGUGAUGGACAAAGAUUCCUGUUCUUCGUUCCACAUCCUGUGGGUGUGGUCAAUUCAAAUUCAGAUUUUCAUAAAAACACAUUCUCUAUGUAAUGAUGUUCCUCAAACUGUCUGUUGGGUUGCAUGCUCCUCACAUUUUCCUUUGGUGUUUUUUCACCUGUAUUUUUUCAUUUUGGAUGUUUAAAUGACAUUGUGUGUAUGUGUGCAUGUGUUUUCAUUCAUUCCAUAAACAUUGAUUUACAAAUUAAUAGUCUCAAGUCAAGUGUUUUCAUUUUUGAGUGAGCUAUUCCUUUAACUGGUCACUUCAUAUUCAUUUCAGAAUAUAGACAUCUUGUAUUCUGUCUGAUACCAUGUAAAUAUUACUUCUUUUUCUCUGUCUGUGCAGUAGUUUUCAGUCCUCUUGUGUUCCAUUGGUUCUCAUUUUUUGGUUGUUUGUUGUACCUUAUUGUUUCUGCUCAGUUAUAUUGUCCUGUAUAUCUUUGCUUUAUUGUCAAUCAUGCAGUUACCUCUGUUUUUCUAUUAGUUUUGUAUCAUAAUUCUUAGAGGUUUUCAUGUGUAGGAAAAGAAUAUCAUGUCAUUUUCUGGUCAUUGUUUUUAAUGUGUUGUCUAGAGUUAUGUUUAUUUUCCAUAAAGCAUGUCAUGAAACCAUUCCAUCACGCACGUAUGAUUGAAGAUGCUAAAUACAUUAAACAGUAAGUCUCUUUAUCUAA
Megalobrama amblycephala (Wuchang bream) is the source of this 5723-nucleotide messenger RNA. RefSeq names its product doublecortin-like kinase 1a (gene dclk1a). The transcript has 7 exons. The coding region runs from base 528 to 1568 and encodes 346 amino acids. The record is from RefSeq and is a predicted model, not a curated record. Gene Ontology annotation, molecular function: protein kinase activity; ATP binding. Gene Ontology annotation, biological process: protein phosphorylation; intracellular signal transduction; photoreceptor cell development. Gene Ontology annotation, cellular component: axoneme. NCBI's taxonomy places the organism in Eukaryota, Metazoa, Chordata, Actinopteri, Cypriniformes, Xenocyprididae.